Owenia fusiformis is the source of this 1944-nucleotide messenger RNA. The record is from the annotation of a GenBank genome assembly. NCBI's taxonomy places the organism in Eukaryota, Metazoa, Annelida, Polychaeta, Sabellida, Oweniidae.
GUGAGGGCAGCACUUGCUUUUGAUUCCAGUCACCAAAAACAACAGAUCCCUAUAUAAUCAGCCAACCAUGACGCUAAGUGCAACUACAUUUGGAUCAGUAUAAAUCAUUGCAAGUGACCAGUUCUUCAAGAAGGCAGGCCACUUAGAAUUUACAAUAGGGAUGUGACGUCAGAGCAGUCAUGUAUCAAACCAAGGAGAAUGGGUCAGGGGGAUCAGCAACACAAACAGGUCCUGGUACAAGGCCUUUAGUGGUUGUAAAACAAGAGCCUGACAAUGGCCAUCAACACCAGUCAAUACAACAGCCUCAGUUACAGCAGCCAGACUCUCUCUCCAAUGGGCCCAUGGACACCAAACCUCAUCUGUCUACCCAGCUGAGCCAGGAGGCACGCCAAGCAGUGCAGAAGUCCUACAUGCAGGCAGCUGUUGAGGAAUAUAGCAAACAACAAGGCCUACAAAUGCUACCUACCACUGCUGAGAAUGGCAAUGGCUUCUCUCUACCUGUGUCCACCAGCCAAGUUAGCAACGAGGUGACAGAGAGUAAUGCCAUAUAUAGAAACCAAACAUGGGCAGACAUGAAAAGGCGCCUACAAAUGCCUUCUCAACCAACUUCUAGUGAGGGCAAUAUGACAAUUCUUGGGAGUGAAUCCACUGAUAUUUUGUUCAGACGAGGAUCUACUGAAGAGCCCUCUAAACCACACAGUCAAAUGGGCCCACCUAACCAUCCAGUAUAUCACCAGCCACAGAACCAGCAUUCAUAUACAGAGAUUCAAAGUUCUAAUAGGUCGGAUAAUAACUCUCCUCCUCCUCCUCCACGUACAUACAAACCUUGUGUUGUAUGUGCGGACAAAUCCUCAGGUUACCACUAUGGUGUGAGCUCCUGCGAAGGCUGUAAGGGCUUUUUCCGUAGAAGCGUUCAGAAAAAUAUGCAGUACACGUGUCAUAAAGACAAAAAUUGUGUCAUAAAUAAAGUGACGAGAAACCGAUGUCAGUAUUGUCGUCUGCAGAAAUGCUUAGAGCAGGGAAUGGCAAAAGAUGCUGUCAGGAAUGAUCGUAAUAAAAAGCGUAAGUCACGUCCAGAUUCAUGCUCCUCUACAGCAGAUGUCGAGCUUACUCCUGAAGAGGAGAAACUCAUAGAGGAAAUCACACUUGCCCAUGAGGAAACUUUUCCAGGCACUGGCACGACUGACAACCAAAUGAAGAAUACUCAGGAACCUGGCAUGCUGUGGGAAGCCGUAAGUGAACUCUCCACAACAGCAAUCGUAAAAAUAGUGGAUUUUGGUAAGAAGUUACCAGGGUUUUUAAACCUUAGUACGACUGACCAAAUCACAUUGCUCAAGGGGUCUUGCUUAGAAAUCAUGAUUCUACGACUGAGUGCAUGCUAUCAAGAAGUUGAGGAUGUCGUGAAGUUUUCUAAUGGCCUCAUCCUGUCACGAGAACAGCUCAAGUCAGGGGGCUUUGGAAUGCUCACCGAUACAAUAUUUAAUUUUGCUGAAUCAUUACGCAAUAUGACUGUUGAUUCCACUGAAUUCGCACUUCUAGCAGCAAUAUGUCUCAUCAGUGGAGAUCGGUCUGGUCUUGAGGACGCUGAGAGGGUUGAGCGUAUGCAAGAGCCUAUCCUCGAAGCAUUAAAACAUUACGUCCGGAAAAGGCGCUCCCUCCAACCCCACACUUUUGCCAAGUUAUUAAUGAAAUUAACAGAUCUUAGAAGUAUAAGCGUUAAAGGUGCAGAGAGAGUUUUACAUCUACGGCUUGAAAUGCCUGGAGGUUUUCCACCUCUUAUUCUAGAAAUGUUGGUCAGAGAUGAAAAUGUGUGCAUUCCAUAAACAAUACCCAUCCAGUUGUAAAAUAGGUACAUGCAUCAUAUACACUGUGUGAUAUAUUCUACAUGCUAAUUGAUGGGAAACCUGAAUGGUUGAAAUAAAUGGAGACAUGAAGCUGAAUUUG